This is a messenger RNA of Numida meleagris (helmeted guineafowl), 1994 nucleotides long. It is a transcript of the gene TRHR, whose product is annotated as thyrotropin releasing hormone receptor. The record is from RefSeq and is a predicted model, not a curated record. The transcript has 4 exons. Gene Ontology annotation, molecular function: thyrotropin-releasing hormone receptor activity. Gene Ontology annotation, biological process: phospholipase C-activating G protein-coupled receptor signaling pathway. Bases 259 to 1461 code for a protein of 400 amino acids. Gene Ontology annotation, cellular component: membrane. Lineage: Eukaryota; Metazoa; Chordata; Aves; Galliformes; Numididae.
CAGCCAGCUGGCAGUGCAGUAGGGCUGCCUGCUUUCCCUGCCUCCUCCUCCUCUACAGAGCGGAAAUCUCCACGUGCUGUGUUCUGACGCGCACCUCAAACCAGCUAUGAGACAAGUUUUUUAGCCUGUGUGCAUGAACUGGAGUCUUGGAGGGAUUGAUAGAAUUUGCAAAGACGGAAAGUCCAGGUGCUUUCAGGGACCAUGGAGAACAUGUGCUGAGACCAAGUGCCAGGCAGGAGCAGCGGCAGGCUGGUGAAGAUGGAGAAUGGCACAGGGGAAGAGCAGAACCAAACUGGGCUGCUGCUGUCAAGCCAGGAGAUCGUUACAGCUGAAUACCAAGUGGUUACCAUCCUCUUGGUCCUCCUCAUCUGUGGACUGGGCAUCGUGGGCAACAUCAUGGUGGUCUUGGUGGUCCUCAGAACCAAACACAUGAGAACUCCCACUAACUGCUAUCUGGUGAGUCUGGCUGUAGCAGAUCUCAUGGUGCUUGUGGCUGCAGGACUACCCAAUAUCACAGAAAGUCUGUACAAAUCCUGGGUGUACGGCUACGUGGGGUGCCUCUGCAUCACGUAUCUCCAGUACCUAGGGAUCAAUGCUUCUUCUUUUUCCAUCACUGCUUUCACCAUCGAGAGAUAUAUAGCUAUCUGCCACCCAAUCAAAGCUCAAUUCCUAUGCACAUUUUCAAGAGCUAAAAAGAUCAUUAUUUUUGUCUGGGCUUUCACCUCUGCAUACUGUAUGCUCUGGUUUUUCCUGCUAGAUCUCAAUACAGUUGUCUACAAAGACACGACUGUUGUGUCUUGUGGCUACAGGGUUUCCAGGAGCUAUUACUCUCCUAUCUACAUGAUGGACUUUGGUAUAUUUUAUGUUUUGCCAAUGGUACUGGCAACUGUCCUCUAUGGCCUGAUUGCUAGAAUACUGUUCCUGAAUCCCAUCCCUUCGGACCCAAAAGAAAGCUCAGUGACAUGGAGGAAUGACGUGGCUCACCAAAACAAGACUGUGAAUUCCAAGAUGACUAACAAGAGUUUCAAUAGCACUAUUGCUUCUAGAAGGCAGGUUACCAAGAUGUUGGCUGUGGUGGUAGUCCUCUUUGCGUUUCUGUGGAUGCCCUAUCGAACACUCGUGGUUGUCAAUUCCUUUCUCUCCAGUCCCUUCCAAGAAAACUGGUUCCUGCUAUUUUGCAGAAUCUGUAUUUAUUUAAAUAGUGCCAUCAAUCCUGUAAUUUACAAUCUCAUGUCCCAGAAAUUCAGAGCAGCCUUCAGGAAACUCUGCAACUGCCAUCUGAAACGGGACAAGAAACCUGCCAACUACGGUGUGGCCCUAAAUUAUAAUGUCAUCAAAGAGUCUGAUCGCUUCAGCAGUGAACUAGAAGAUAUUACUGUCACCAAUACCUAUCUGUCCUCUGCAAAAACAUCCAUUGGAGACACAUGUUUGUCAUCUGAGGUAACAGACAAUGCCUUUUAAUAUUUGGCCUGAUACCCACCUUGUUCUGAAUAUGCAGUCAUAUGAAUCCUUCAGAUGAUUUCUUUGCACCAACAUGUAUGAAAUAUAAAGGCAUUUCUGCUCACCUAAUAGCAGAAUUUACCAUAUAUCUCUACAUACUUGACAGCACCGUGCAAGAAAACACAGUUUCUUGGGGAGUUAAUACAAUACACUGCUGAAUCUAAUUGAAUGAAACACUAAACAAAACUUUAAGAGGUGGGUGGACUUCAGUGGAAUACGCAAUUACUUAACCUCAUAUUGUGCUCUCCAAAACAGCAAGGCUGUUCAGGACAUCUCUGCAGACAAAGAGAGAGACUGGGAAACUGAAAGAACUGGCCUCCUACAGGCUGCUAUGUGUCCUGGAAGGACUCACACCACACUGGGUAGCACCAUCAGGGCCAUGUCUGAGAACAGCCAGAGCCGCUACUUAUGGCAGUAAUUGUCCUCCAUUGACUCCAUCCUCCCUCAGAAAUGCAGAUCUAAUUGUAGGCAUCAUAACACGCUUCAAAAAAAAA